Sabethes cyaneus is the source of this 1299-nucleotide messenger RNA. RefSeq lists its product as uncharacterized. The transcript has a single exon. The record is from RefSeq and is a predicted model, not a curated record. Lineage: Eukaryota; Metazoa; Arthropoda; Insecta; Diptera; Culicidae. Bases 1 to 1299 code for a protein of 432 amino acids.
AUGGCAGCAUUCAUUCUAAAGACCAGCAAGUGCAAAAUCUCAAUCCAUGAUCUUAACAGAAAUCCGAUAGCAAUAAUCCCAUUAGGGGACGCAAGAAUCAGUGGCAGCUAUCUGCGUAUAGCGCAUCCCAUAGACCUAGAAUUGCUUGAAACCAAUAUCAAAGCUAUUGUAAAAACAGCAGAAAGUAAAAUCAAAGCGAACCAAAUUCUAAGCCCGCUUAUUCAGAACAAGCUACAGAAAUUGCAUACCAUAGUUACAAAGAUUAAACCUAACCAAAGAAGUCGAAGAUGGGAGACGUUAGGGAAAAUAUGGAAGUACGUGUCUGGAAGUCCAGAUGCAGAAGAUUUGAAAAUCAUAAAUGCAACUUUGAAUUCACUAAUUAGCCAGAACGACAAGCAAAUCAAAAUUAAUAACGCAGUUGAUACCAGAAUAAGCAACAUAACCAAGAAUCUUCAUCAUUUGAUAAAUUAUCAACAGAACAUAACCUCAGAAACUCUAGAGGGUUUCGAUUCAGUAAAUAUAAUCUUUAACUUAGACGAAUUAAUUUACCAAUUAGAAGUCAUAGAAGAAGCUAUCACUCUGUCUCGAAAAAAUAUACCCAGCAGCCGCAUCAUCAAUCCCGAUGAGUUGAGCGUCGCCAAACAGUUCCUUUCACUGAAUGGUUUAGGAUCCAACGUUGUUGAUACUGUACUCGAUAUUGCCAGUGUGUAUGUCGUCUAUAGUAAGGAGAUGAUCAUAUACACAUUGAAAAUCCCAAGAAUCAAAACAACGCCAUACAAACUACACUACCUCGAACCAAUAAUUUCAAAAGACCUCAAGAUCCAACUCGAGGCAAAUUAUUACCUCGAAGGACAUAUUUCCUACACAACCAAGACUCCCUGCCCAAAAAUAAAAGACAUGUACAUAUGCGCUAGCUCCAAAAUGGAACCAACGACAAUGUGCGUUCAACAAAUAAUGAACAAACAAACAGCCUUUUGUCCGAUGGAGAAAACGUAUGGGAAAAAUCUGGUGAAACGGGUAGAUGAUGCAAACAUUGUGAUCAACAAUGCAGAUAUGUUGCUAACAUCUAACUGCUCAUCACAGGAACGAAGACUCCAGGGAUCGUUCCUUAUACAAUUUCAUAACUGCACUUUGGUAUUGAACGGAGAUGAAUACGCAAAUAACUACGUUGAAAUACAACCACAACCAUUCGUACCAACAACUGGGUUAAGGGUAAAUGCAAUUAAAAUUAUAAACCGUAUUCCGUUUGAGCUAUUGCAGGAACGGCAUUUCCUCCAGCAGCAGCGAAGUCCGUUCUAA